Nylanderia fulva is the source of this 4571-nucleotide messenger RNA. RefSeq lists its product as uncharacterized. Gene Ontology annotation, molecular function: chitin binding. Gene Ontology annotation, cellular component: extracellular region. NCBI's taxonomy places the organism in Eukaryota, Metazoa, Arthropoda, Insecta, Hymenoptera, Formicidae. The record is from RefSeq and is a predicted model, not a curated record.
CUCCUGAAUACGCGCGAAGAGAUUCCGGCGAGAGGUGCGACUCGCGCGGAAUUCCUCCUUGCGCGAGGGAUGGCCCCCGUAGAUAGGCGCAGGUGAGAGGCCUCCUCGAGAAGAAGAAAGGUAAGAGGUCCCACGAUCUCUCACGGGAUCCCUACCGCGCCGGCCGGGCCGACGAGGAGACGCGACCGGCUCGAGAGGAAGAGCGAGUCCGAGGAGUCGGAGUCGAGUCGAAGGGAUCGCGUCGACGUCGAAGGUGCGCACAGUGCAUCCGUCGUUGCUUUUCACGGUGGACGAGCGUAAUCGGAGCCACCGUCCACCGCGACAAAAUGCCCAAAAUUCGCCUGUCUACUCUGUGUCUUGUAACGGCGGUCUUGUACAACACGGUCGAGCGAAGUCUUGAACAUGAAAUUCCUCGGAGGAGCUUCCUGUCACGCAGAGCGAUUGACGGAACUAGAGGAAGGAAAUACUUCGAUCCGAAUGAGGACGGCUCAUUCGACAGCUACGGAUCCGCAGGCGGCGAAUAUGAUCCGUACGAUUAUGUGACAGAUCUAUCUGACAUCAGAAAAAAUGUGCCGGGUGAGCCAGGCGUCGAUUAUCCCGCCUACACAAUAUUACCUCAGACAGGAUUUACAUGUGAAGGACGCUCACGUGGCUACUACGCCGACGAAGCGGCCGGCUGUCAAGUUUUCCACGUGUGCCAUGACGUCUUGGUAUCCUCCUUUCUGUGCCCGAUCGGUUCGACCUUCAGCCAAAAACUGCUGACCUGCGAUUGGUGGAACAAGGUCGACUGUGCCUCCAGUAAGAAAUACCUCGAAAGGAAUCGCGGCAGCUAUCAGAUCGACGACGACGAGAUGAUCCGCAACGCGUACGCGAUGAUCAGCUUGCAGUCCUCUGCGGAAGAAAUCACGAAGGACGGUCUGGUGGAUCCCGAUAGCGGUGCCAGGAUCAUCGACUAUUCCGCGCUCGGCGGCAGAAUCGUGAUGGGUUUUUUGCCCGGGGGAUUCCCCAGGAUUACGGAUUACGUCGCCGUGGACGCGACGAGAAACGAUUUGCCGAGCGGAUUCGAGGAUUAUUUUCAUCGAGAGGAGCGGCCGAUCUUCCAUUACAAUCAUCAUCAGCAGCAGAAAAGCGCAAAUCCGGCGUAUCAUCAAGGCAAACUGCACUUCGAGAACAAGGGCCGAUCGCCUUAUCACGCCUCCCCAAUUAUUGGCCACGAUUAUCCAGAUCGAAUCGGCGAGAACGAGUUCCAGCACGAUUAUCGGAGUCCGGGCAACAGAUUCGCGAAUCAUUUACAGACGCCAUACGCGCCUACUGUUCCCACUGUUACUACCACCACACGAAGAUUCUAUUCGCCUACGGUGCCGACGACCUAUCGACCUUCCACGUUGGCAUACAACAAACUGGAUUUGAUGGUGGACAGCUCCGAUCAUCUCUACGCGCACAGCGUGACUUCUCCCACGAUUUCUCGUCAGAAUGUAGACGCGAGAAAUACUAAUUUGAGGGAGAGAAAAACGGAAUACAAGGCUCCGAAAAAAUCAGAAAAUGCCGCGUCAUCGAGAACGGAUAGAGAUCAUGAAAAAAACAAUGGCGUUCGGUUUGAUUUUGAAGAAAAGUCGAAAACGAAUUUCAGAAUCAACGUGACUGAUCCGAUUGAUGAAGAUGAAGAGAUAUUUCGACAGCAGAAUGACAGACCGAUAACUAAAUACGAUAAUGAAGAAAUUUGGGAAGACAUUGAAACGAAGGACAGCAUUGGAAUCGCUCGAGCAUUGAAUAAUCCACUCGGUAGAAUUAUGAUACAAAAUCUUGCGAAGAACGAGCGAGCAAGCUUAACGACUUCUCUUCCACCGCAGGCGAUUCCAAAUGAUUCUUCAGGAUCGUACAAGAAAGAAGAAGAGGUGAACUCGUCGCAGAUCUCGAGGAAAUCGGAUGUUUUCAACGAGACGAGUUACGAUCGAUCGACGGAGGAAGAAACUACGAAGAGUUUCGAGGAGACAGCGCAUACGAGAAGUUUCAUCGAUAAGACGACUCCAUUGCUGAGAAAUCGGCAACAAAAUAUUAAUGCUGGACAAGCAUCAACUAUUUCGGCAACUGCGAAUCCGAUAAUUACGACUAGAAGAAGUGUUGAUAAGAUUCGCAGUAUUCCUCGUUCUUCAUCUAAUGACAGCCGUACAUCUGUGGACCAAAACACAUCGUCGACUAGAUCGAUUUCCAAUAACGAUCCCGUAUCCAGAUUGAACUUCAAUUUCGAGGUUCCUGCACCAGCGCGAUUUUUGAGACCUCCGAUGAAAAGCUUCCUCAUCAACGUUCCCGAAGAGACGCGUUAUACAACGGUAGACGAGAGUUCUAAAACUCCUUGGAAUCCUGGAUCGACGAACACCGAGGUUCCAGGAUUUUUUGACAGAUCUAUUGCGAACAAUCACGAUGGAUCGUCGGCAUUUAAUGUCGGAGAGCAGUCGCUGGUUGAUUACGCAGACGAUUUGUCGGAGACGCCUAAUUUAGGGGUUCAUUUAAACGUUCAACCCGAAGUGUCCACGUCUAUUCCGUGGCUCGUUUCCACAUCGCACGACCGAACGAUCGUUGACGUUCCCGCGACCGACAUUGUUCCGCCGAUCGUUGAUUACAAUGACGGUUUUGGUGACUUCGUCCCGCCGAAUGAACCCUCAUACACAACACAAUCUGAUCGCACAGAAAACGUGGACUCGCAAAAGACGCAGAACUCCUCGACAGUCCCGAAGAAGAACGACAGCGAAACAGAGAGCCUACUACAGUAUAACACGGGAUUUCAAUUUACCAUUAGAGACGCUGUCAAGACUCAACUGAAUUCGAGGGCGAACACCAGAUUGCCGUGCUACUCUUCAACGUCUGACGAACCAGGGAAACCUUGCGAGGCAAACUCUGCAGUUGUUACUCCCAAAGUUGAACUUUCCACGCCGAGUUUAGAAGCAAGGACAAUUUCGAUAGGUACCAAAGCAACUCCGAGGAUUCCAGAACGUUUGCUCUCUUUAAGUAGUACAAGCACGCUAGAAAAUUCGGCGACAUUUAUUCCCGACAAACCCUCGAUUUCUACAACGCGAUCUCCGGUUUCUAUCGGCAGUAAUGUUAAUGUAGAAACAUCGAACUUGAAGACGGUUACACCGAAAGGCCUAUUAGAGAUCAAUGAUUCUGAAGAGAAAACCAAACAGAAUGCAACAGUGAAUAGUCUUUCGAGCCAUCCAGGAUCUUUAAAACAGAUCGAGGAGGUGAUUGAUAAACAUAAUUCUCCGUACGAGGAAUCCUUCGAAGUCAAGAAGAACGAAGACUUGGAGACGACCGAUGACGAUUAUUUGAUCAGUCGAUUAAUCGCACAGCAUCGGCAAGAACCGGCUUCCGUUUUGAAAGACCAGCUAGAUGACUUCGAGAUCAUCAAAUCAAUCGAACCGGAGGACGAGAGCGCUCCGAACAAUGAAGCCAACAGUUUCCCCGUUGUUGUCGAUGAUACACUCGAUCAGUUCAAGCAAUCGAAUUCAAACAUGAGUAUGCUGAAUCUUCUCGAGCUGAUGGCUGAAUUGUUAAAAUUAGAUCGAUUACCGCGGCCAUUCUCGGCGAAAGAUCUGUAUAACAGCGAACUGAGAGAUUCAUUUAAUCUAGAUCUCGAUGAACAAGAUGCUACAACGAGUCCGAUAUUGAUUCAUUCGCAAACUAAAACGCCAUUCAAGAACUCAAAGGCCAAGCUGUCUGCUUUCGAUACAUUGAGGACAGCCAUCGAUCCAUCAAUCAAGCCGAAGGCAUCGUCGAAUCUGGAUCUCAACGAAUCAUCAUUUGUUACAACAAAUCCAUUGUUGGAAACUAGAAUAUCAAAUCCAGGUUCCAAGGUAUCUUCUCUUGAAGACACUUUGACGUCUAUCAAGCCGCCUCCUGAUAUUUCCUCUGAAAUAAAUUCGAAUAAUUCAACAAAGCAGAAGAGUCAAUCGAAAGCUGAAAGCAAGAUCGCUCGACCUCUUCAGAAGGAGAAAAUCCUGGAGCAAUUGACGGAAAAUUUUGGACAGCCUCUGUAUCGUGGUAAAUUAAUUCGUGAACCACUCGUCUUCGAUUUGCCACAAGUGCAGAGGAGUUUAGAUUUUGAGACUGGCUUGCCUUUAGAAGAGAGCAAGCAUGUAAGCACCAGCGAAUCUGAAGAGGAAAGUUCAGUAUCCUCUACAACAGAAACAACGACGACGACGACGACACAAGAAUCGACAACGACGACGGAAUCUGUGAAGACUAUCGUUGAGACCGAGUUUGUUCCUUCCCUUGGCUUCUCCUUUGAUACCAACGAAGGUCGCGAGGAAUACGUUCAGGCAAUACUCGGAGGACUGAUCGAUGAACGAACAGAUGAAGAUGGAAAGUCUUCCGAACCCAACGCGCAACUGACGAGCGAAGCCCCAAAAAAUGAAACUUUAAGUUCUGAACAGCAUGAAAACUCGAAAGACACUUAAAAGAUAUCUGAAGAAUGUGUGAAAGAUGAUGAAUGAUUAUCUUUCUUGGCUGAUCAUUUCAUCAACAUCAAUUAAUUAUAAUAUAGAAAUCGUUUUUUUAUCUUUUAUAAAAUUAUA